Molecule: messenger RNA, 1581 nt
Organism: Ilyonectria robusta
Lineage: Eukaryota; Fungi; Ascomycota; Sordariomycetes; Hypocreales; Nectriaceae
Product: cytochrome P450
Exons: 4
Coding region: 1-1581 (526 amino acids)
Molecular function (GO): iron ion binding; monooxygenase activity; oxidoreductase activity, acting on paired donors, with incorporation or reduction of molecular oxygen
Source: RefSeq, a predicted model, not a curated record
AUGCCUCUCACUCAUUUUUAUGCCGGGAUAGCAGCCCUCGGAAAGCUGUUGCUCCAAGCAUUUACAACCACUGUCGUCUCGCUCGUCGCCUUGCUCGUCACCAUCAUCAUCUACCGCCUCGUCUUCCAUCCGCUGGCUUCCAUCCCAGGCCCCAGGCUCGCAGCCAUCUCCAGUAUUUGGCACGCAUACCACGCCCGCAAUGGACGCAUGGCGCACUUGGGGAGAACUUUGCAUCGUCGAUAUGGGCCUGUCGUCCGCGUCGGCCCAAAUGAAGUCUGGUUCAACACAAAACAGGCUUUUCAGGCUAUUUACAGCACCGGUAGCGGAUUUGAAAAGUCGGACUUUUACUUGGCCACAGCCUUGAGCAAGCCUGAACUCAACUGGCAGUUAGAUCCUCACUUUCCAGACGUUCUAGAUCUGCUUUCUGAGCGAGACAUCCAGCGUUAUCGGCUCCAGCGCCGACUGAUUGGGCCAGUCUACCAAACAUCCAACUUGAUACAGUACGAAGCCGCUAUAGACUCAGUGUUGGAGCAUUCGAUUGCGAAACUCAAGGGCUUGAAGGGUGCCGAGGUCGAACUGAACGAGUGGAUGCACAUCAUCGCCGUAGAAUGCCUAAGCGCCAUCGUCAUUUCAUGGUCUCCCGGUAUGCUCAAGAAUGGGACGGAUUGGGGAUCUGGUCCACACGCAUAUCAUAGCUGGAGGCGAAAGAGCGUGUUUGGCCUUUUCCCUACUAUGGCGAAGCUUGAGUUCUGGCACAAGACGGCUGGUCGACUCUUCAGCACGGCAUGGGGAGUAAACUUCAAGACGCCGAAGAACUUCCGCCCCUUCUUUCCAGAAGUCGGGAAGAAGAUAUCGCGACGAGUUAAUGCCGCCACGCGACCAAACCCGCCCAAAGACAACCGGAAGGAUCUCAUCGCCGACUUGAUCCAGCUGCACAAAAGCAAGCCCAGCUUCACGGACACAUAUCUCCGACGCAUGGCAAUGACAAAUUUUGGUGCUGGCCAUGAAACAAUGGCCUCGACGCUUACCUCCAUCGUCGCCAUGAUUGGAUCUCGCGAGGAUGUCCGGGCCAGAGUAACCGAAGAGGUGCUUGAGGCCACAACUGCCACAGAAUAUUCGACAGCGAUACGACUUCCUUUAACGCAAGCCCUCAUUAAAGAGACCAAACGGCUCUACCCCGUCAUAAGCAUGUCUCUACCACGCAAGGUCCCCCAAGGAGGCCUUCACGUCCACGACGCCUUCUUCCCGCCUGGCACAACCGUUGGAUGCAACCCCAUCGCACUGCAUCGCAACGCCGAGGUAUUCGGGUCUGAUUCGAACGACUUCCGCAUGGAUCGCUGGAUAGAUGCUGACCCAAGGACGGCCCGUAACAUGGAACGGUUCAGCCUCAGUUGGGGCGGUGGAUCAAGGACGUGUCCAGGUCGCCACUUGGCUGAGCUGGUGGUAUUCAAGGCCAUUCCUGCGUUGGUCAAGGCGUUUGAGAUUGAAGUGUCUAUCCCGCCAGAAGACGAGAUUCCGUCCUAUUUCUUAUCAAUGCUGACGGGCGUAAGGGCUCGCUUUAUUGAGAGACAGCCUGCUUAG